GCCGGGAGGCCGGGAGGCCGCCGCGCUCGGUCUCCGCGGCGCUCGGACCGCAGUCCUCGGGCGCCGCCGCAGCGGAGACGCGACCCGCCCGGCCGCCUUUGUCCGGGCUCCGCGCGGCCUGCUGCCGCUGCCCCCGCGGCGGAGCCGAGCGCACCGCCCGAUGCCCCCGCAGCAGGGGCACCCCGCGUUCCCCGGGCGCUGCGAGGCGCCGCCCGUGCCGCCGCGCCGGGAGCGCGGGGCGCGCGGGGGUCGCGGGCCUGGGGCGCCGGGGGCCCGGGGGCGCGCGGGCGGCGCCGAGGGCCGCGGCGUCAAGUGCGUGCUGGUCGGCGACGGCGCGGUGGGCAAGACGAGCCUGGUGGUGAGCUACACCGCCAACGGCUACCCCACCGAGUACGUGCCCACCGCCUUCGACCGCUUCUCGGCUGUAGUGUCUGUGGAUGGGCGGCCUGUGAGACUCCAGCUCUGUGACACUGCAGGACAGGACGAGUUUGACAAACUCAGGCCUCUCUGCUACACCCACACGGACAUCUUCCUCUUGUGCUUCAGUGUCGUGAGCCCCUCAUCGUUCCAGAACGUCAGUGAGAAAUGGGUGCCGGAGAUCCGAUGCCACUGUCCCAAAGCCCCCGUCAUCCUCGUUGGGACUCAGUCGGACCUCAGAGAGGAUGUCAAGGUCCUUAUCGAGUUGGACAAAUGCAAAGAGAAGCCAGUGCCUGAAGAGGCGGCUAAGCUGUGUGCUGAGGAGAUCAAAGCCGUCUCCUACAUCGAGUGUUCGGCCUUGACUCAGAAAAACCUCAAAGAGGUCUUUGACACGGCUAUCGUUGCUGGCAUUCAGUACUCGGACGCCCAGCAACAGCCAAAGAAGUCUAAAAGCAGGACUCCAGACAAAAUGAAAAACCUCUCCAAGUCCUGGUGGAAGAAGUACUGCUGUUUCGUAUGAUGCUGGCAGGAAAUGCAGGAAGGCUAUUUUCAGAUGAAAUUGAUAUUAGAAGCUAUAUUAGCUGAUGCGACUCCUUUGACUGUGUAGAACCUGUACAGAGAACCUAUUACAGGCAGAGGUCUCCAUUUACAGUCUUUCUUGCCUUUGAUUUUCUUGUUCUUUGAGCUUAGGGUUGAGAUACUUUUUUGCAAGAUGUUCUUGAAGUAAAUGAAGCAUUUUUCAUCCCUGAAAAUGUGUGGCUCUAGACUUCUGUAUUAAUUUAUAUCUAAUAUGAAAAAGACCCCUCAGAUAUGGGUGUCAGGAAUGAAGUUUUGCUACAGAAGAGCAACAGAAGAAAUGGCGUGGUCAACCCUCCCUCACUUGCAUUAAGGGCUCUUUAAUGCAAGUUCAUUAUGUACUCAGGCCAGCUAUGGUAAGAACAACUCUUAGCUUUGAUACCCCACACUUAAAAAAAAUUUUUUUAAGGAGGAAAUACUUGAGAGAAAAUGAGAGGUGUCUGCUUACAGAACCUCAAAUCAAUCACUCUUGUCAUAUAUGGAUAUGCAGCUGCUUAAGAUUUAAAAACAACCAACAGCAAAGAAAAAUCCCAUUAAGUCUAUGCAUUGUGUGGACCAAAAAGAAAAAAAUUGUUUAUGGGGUUUUUCAUUCUUAUACCAGCUGUGGUUGACACUGUAUAAGCGUAGCUCCAGCACCAUCCAUAGGGAAUAAAACCACUGCUAAUCAUUAGCUCUUCAGUUUUCCCUGCGGAUUCGUGUUGAGAUCAGAAUGUUACAUUUGCUGUCAGCCCACAUGUACCGAUCUGCCUAAAUCCCCGGUAAGUAGAGCACCAGGGCUCACCGAUCUGAAUUGUUUUCAAACUUCCACACUUAAAUUGUCCCAUCUGCAGAGAAGUGAAACACUCUUGAAAGGCCUGCAGCGAAAUGUUUGUGAACUUAAAAUGUACUUUUUUCCUGAAGUUGGCCGAAAUCUACUGCUUUGUACACACACACACACAUACAUAUGUAGAUAUAGCUGUAUUUGUUGCUGACUUAGACUUUUAAACAGUUUAUGGGAAAAAGCAUAACCACCAAAACAAGUGAGGGAAGUUUGGCUUCCUCUUUCUGUUAACACUCUUUUGAAUAGCUCUCUUUUUGAUUACACCCUAGAUAUGAUUUUAAGUAUAUCUUAGCACAUUUUUGAGAGCAUCUUAAAAUGAAACAUGAACAUCUCUUAAAGCCUGUUUUAAAAGGAAUGUCUCUUGAAACCAGUUAAAACAACCAGUCAAAUCCACAGAUGCCUUUCAGAGAGCUUGCAGCAGAAACCAGCUGAAUGUCACAGGGGGUCAUGGGGCCUGCUGCGGCCGUCCAAGAGCCCGGUGUAUGUAGGGACCCAGUCAGAAAACUGCACAUUUGUGAGACAUUCAUGUUCUCCCAGGUGGCAGUUUUUAGGGCUUAAUCUUCUAGAGGAAAAAGUGCCAUAUCAUGAGAAUAGUUUUACUGUGUGACGGUUUACUUCUGAAGUGCCAGAAGGUAGCCUAAUGCAUUAAAUCGUAAUGUCAGGCUUGCAGUGGGUGAAGCAGAUUUACCAAAAUCAAUUCAAUAACUAGGAAAAUCUCUGUAGAGCCAGCAGAUAAAAGACUUUCACCUUUCUGUGGGUCUUGCUUUGUCUUUUUUAUAUUUAAGAAAGACCAGUUUGUGUUUUUCUAUAGAAAAAGUAAAAGAUCAGGUUAUACUUUAGAUUAAGGGUUUCUUGUAUUUCUGUUAGUAAAUAAAAUUAACUAAUAUUCUUGUUCAAAAAUUAAAA
Molecule: messenger RNA, 2719 nt
Organism: Manis pentadactyla (Chinese pangolin)
Lineage: Eukaryota; Metazoa; Chordata; Mammalia; Pholidota; Manidae
Gene: RHOU
Product: ras homolog family member U
Exons: 3
Coding region: 161-937 (258 amino acids)
Biological process (GO): small GTPase-mediated signal transduction
Molecular function (GO): GTPase activity; GTP binding
Source: RefSeq, a predicted model, not a curated record